This is a messenger RNA of Exophiala mesophila, 1233 nucleotides long. RefSeq lists its product as uncharacterized. Gene Ontology annotation, cellular component: membrane. Gene Ontology annotation, biological process: transmembrane transport. The record is from RefSeq and is a predicted model, not a curated record. NCBI's taxonomy places the organism in Eukaryota, Fungi, Ascomycota, Eurotiomycetes, Chaetothyriales, Herpotrichiellaceae. The transcript is spliced from 6 exons. Gene Ontology annotation, molecular function: transmembrane transporter activity. Bases 1 to 1233 code for a protein of 410 amino acids.
AUGCGGGGGGUAAAUCCACCGGUUGAUGAACCUGAAUAUGAUGAACAGUCCGAAUCUGUUGCCCUGCUCGGCUCCUGGAAAGGGGAGCGCCCUCAGCUGCUUGGUACAGCGGAGAAAAGAACAUCAAAUCUCUCCUCGAACGACAACCUUAAGGGCCUACCACUGGGCGUUCCUCACGCUGAAAAACGCUUCUGGUUUCAAAGGGGCACUGCAUGUGACCCCGAUGCAAUUGCGACUCUUCCUAGCGUCUUUGAUGAUAGUGAUACUGCACGUGAAUAUUAUCCUCGAGACGACUGGUGGGUCUUUCUUGAUUGUCUCUCCACUGGAAUUGACAACGAAAGGGAAAAUAUCCAUCGGUUCGAUCCGUCCGCUCGGUGGACCUGGCGAGAGGAACAUAAGCUUAUCCGCAAGAUUGACAUUAGGAUCAUGAUUUUCGCUUGUAUCAUGUUUAUGGCCCUUGAAUUGGACCGUGCGAAUAUCCUCCAAGCACUUACUGACAACUUUCUGGAAGACCUGAACCUCACUACCAACGACUAUAAUCUUGGGAAUACCGUCUUCAAGCUCUCGUUCCUCUGUGCAGAAGUUCCCUCUCAACUGGCAUCCAAGUGGAUAGGACCUGAUCGUUGGAUACCUGCGCAAAUGUCCAUUUGGUCCGUCGUGGCAGCAACCCAGUUCAUGCUUUCGGGACGAACUUCGUUUCUAGUCACCCGAUCACUGCUUGGGCUUCUACAGGGCGGUUUCAUUCCUGACGUCAUUUUAUACCUUUCUUAUUUCUAUAAACACCAUGAGUUGUCACUCCGCAUGGGAUUCUUUUGGAUGGCAAUGAGUCUGGCAGACAUGCUGGCAGGAGUCUUUGCAUAUGGAUUGUUGCACAUGAGGGGAAUAGAGGGCCAUGCUGGUUGGCGCUGGAUGUUCCUUAUCGAGCUUACUUCUCUGCCGGCACUCUUCACCUUGGUCAUAGGAGCACUUGCGUUUGGCCUAAUGCCAUCAUCUCCGACCCAUACAGCCAGCUGGUUUCGAGGACAAAAGGGUUGGUUUACACCAAGGGAAGAGGUUAUCAUGAUUACCCGGGUCAUACGGGAAGAUCCUAGUAAGGGCGAUAUGCAUAACCGACAGCCGAUCACACCUAUGCUGCUGUGGAAAUGUUUGAAAGACUAUGAUCUAUGGUAUCACAAGCUUCUGCUCCAAGAAGAUGCUGUGGCUAACAAGUAUAAAGGCCAAUCUAUGUUCUAG